Molecule: messenger RNA, 2100 nt
Organism: Entrophospora sp. SA101
Lineage: Eukaryota; Fungi; Glomeromycota; Glomeromycetes; Entrophosporales; Entrophosporaceae
Source: the annotation of a GenBank genome assembly
AUGAACAUUUCAACACUGUUUCUUUUUGCGCAAGACACUACUGACCAUCAAGCUCAAAUACAACCUACAUAUCAAUUGUCAGAAUCAUAUAAACCAAAAUCUGCAAAAAAUACUACUGAUGAAAUUCUUAAUAAGUCUGCAACUUCAAGCAAUAAAAUAGUUGAUUCUCCUGAAAUUACUAAGGCAGAAAAAAUACACAAACUUCUUGAUAAUUAUAAAGCUUCAUUAGAUGAAAUGGACUUAAAUUACAAAUCCAAUAUUAAUAGAAUAGUGAAUAGAAUUGCUGAAAGACUUGAGCAAAGGAGACUUGAUAAGGAAAUUGCUAGUAUUUCUGGUGGAAUUAAUACUCUAAAUAUUAACAAUCCUGUUCCUGGUCCUAUAGAUACUUCUAAUUUGAUACAUGAAAUUGCAACUGAUGAUGAUGAAUAUACUCUCCGAUUUGAAAAUAAAGGACUAUCAAUUGAUAAAAAUUCGAUUAAAAUUAUUCACAAAUUAAUUAUAGAAGAAUUGACUUGUUUGGGGUUAUUGCAAAGUGAAGGCUCUUAUACACCAUCUCUGUCAAAAGAAACUUCUAAGCCUAGUGAAUUCAUAAUGCCACAAAUUUUCAAUAAUUCUAUGGAUAUUGAUCUUGUAAGGAUUGAAAAUGCCAAAGAUUUAACUGCUAUAGAGGGACAGAUAGAGGGAGGAUCAUUAGAUAACUGUAUACGUGACAGCGUUCAUUGUCAACUUGUGAUAACAACACCAGAAGAACAAAACCAAUCCAGAUCUCGAUCUCGUUCACCAGUUCAAAAAAUAAAAAAUGGUUUACAUUUAAGCUUUUUUAAUAAUUCUUCAUCUAAACGAAAAUCACAAGUUGCUAAUCAACUAACCUCCGAACAAGAGAAUAAAAUCGAUCAGUUGAAAACAUUUUUGGAGGGGAUCGGGUCACCGUUGGAAAAUGAACAACUUCAAAAAUUAUUGAAAGCUAACAACUGGGAUGUUUCCGAGGUAGCAAAUUACUAUAAAAGCUUGGCGGAUGCAGAAGAAGGUUUAAUAGCUGAUGUUAAAAAGGGUGUUAUAAUGACUGGCUCGGAAAAUGAUCGUUCGACUAGUUGUUAUAUAGAUAGUCUUUUAUUUGCCAUGUUUGCCAGAAUACAAUCAUUUGAUGGAUUGCUUUAUAUGCAAGCAGGAGAAACCAAUGCUAAAAUAUUACAAACUCAUUUGAGAUUGUUUGUAAAUAGGCUUCGUACUGGUGAACUUAUCAAUGAAUACAUGGUCAAGGUUAGUAGUAAUAUCAGAAUGAUUGAUGAUUAUGGAAGACCAACACAAGAAGAUUCCAGCGAAUUGUUUUUAUUUCUAUCAUAUCUUUACGAACUACCGUAUCUUCCAUUGGAGAUGCACUUGAUUCAUGGGGCAAAAAGAGAUCCAAUGGACGAAAGAGUUGUAACAGAACGUAUGAUUCAGAUUGCUAUACCAGGUGAACCAAAAGAUGAGACACCGGUAACACUCGAGGAAGCAUUGAAAGCACACUUUUAUGAUAAUUCUAUAUCUGGUAUUAAACGAAAGCUUUUACCUGAGGAAAAUGUCGAUUUAGCAGGGGAUGAAAAAACAAAAGGAAAAAUACAAUUAAGUAUCGAACAAUCAGAAAUUCCUGUUACCGCUUGGCAAGUUUUAAAACUUUUGCCUUUUUAUUCUGCUAGUAAUGAACAAGAUGAAAGAAUAAAGGUUGAUCAAUCAUAUUUUCCUACCACAAAUCUAUUAUUACCACUCGUAUUAAAACGAUAUGGAUUUAAUGAAAGUCUAAGGCCUUUUCGAAUAAAGAAAAAUGUUUACAUUCCACCUUUCGCCAAUUUCAAUUUGUUUGUCAAUUCCGAUGCAGCUGACGAACAACCUUAUAAGUAUGGAAUAGAUAAUAUACAUUAUAAAUUAAAGUUGAGAUCUGUGGUUUGUCAUUAUGGUGAAUCACUUUAUUCUGGUCACUACAAAGGAUUUACUCUAGAUGAUAUUCUGAAUCCUGAUGAAGUAGAUGAGGAUAAAAUAACAGAGCAUGAUUAUUACGUGGCACAAAAUCUACAACAAAUAGAAUUUUUAGAUGGAAAAAAUAAAUGUGUUUUGCAAUAA